AAACAAGCAAGUCCAGAUCUGAGCGAGCGGCAAUUGCACAACCAGACGCGAGGGGUCUGUGAGAGCAACGUAGCUGCCAGGGCGGUGGCUAGGCGAGGCUCUGCCCUCUGAGCAGAUCAGUUCCCUAGCACUUGCCGUGUGCCGUUUCCCCAGCUGCAGUCAUGUCGAAGGUCCCAGCUGCGCCCACGGAGACGGAGCGCUGCAUCGAGUCCCUGCUGGCCGUCUUCCAGCGCUAUGCGGGGAGGAGCGACAGAGACGAAACGAUGCUCUCCAAAACGGAGUUCCUGGCCUUCAUGAACAGCGAGCUGGCCUCCUUCACCAAGAACCAGAAGGACCCGGCCAUCCUGGACCGCAUGAUGAAGAAGCUGGACUUGAACUGCGAUGGGCAGCUGGAUUUCCAGGAGUUCCUCAACCUCAUUGGGGGCAUUGCACUGGCCUGCCACGAUGCCCUGUGUAAAGGGGGUCCCGGUGGCCCCAAGAAACUGUGACCCCUUCUCCCGGUGCCCUGCAUUCACUGCACCCCACGGCAAACAUUCCACAAGCACCUGAGCAAGACCAAGACAGAGCUGGAAACCCUCCCGCCCCCGCAACUUUGUAUUAAUAAAUUGAUGGGAUGAAACUCUC
Molecule: messenger RNA, 624 nt
Organism: Gavialis gangeticus (Gharial)
Lineage: Eukaryota; Metazoa; Chordata; Crocodylia; Gavialidae
Gene: S100A11
Product: S100 calcium binding protein A11
Exons: 3
Coding region: 162-488 (108 amino acids)
Biological process (GO): regulation of cell population proliferation
Cellular component (GO): cytoplasm
Molecular function (GO): calcium ion binding; calcium-dependent protein binding
Source: RefSeq, a predicted model, not a curated record